AUGUGGGAUGUGACGUCACGUCGCGAGGCGGGCGGGAGUUUCAAUGAGCGCUCAACUCGCGCGUGUUCCUCCAAACCACGGAGUCGGCGGCGUCGUCCUCGUCCUCGUCGUCGUCGUCGUCGAAUGCAGCUGGCAGCGGAAGACGGCAUGUCCCUGCGGGAUUCGCCGAGCCCGGAGGCCUCCGUGCUGUCCCCGGCGACGGGGAGCAGCAAGCGCAAGCGGCGAGGUCACCCGGCGGAGGCCCCGGACGCUGAGUGCACCCCGACGGAGCUCAUUCAGCAGCGGGCGCCGGAACACAAACUGCAACGCUCCGUCUGGAAGGGCAAAGAGAACGACCGCAACCCUUACGUCAUUUCCAGACGAUCGAGGAAGAGGAAGGAAUCGGUGUCCGGCAUUUCAUGGGACCACCUUCCAGAUGAGUUGAUCCUCAGGAUCCUGGUCUUCUUUCCCCUGCGGGACCUCCUCAGGACAUCGGUCAUUUGCAGACGCUGGCAUCGUUUGGCGUUCGAUGAAUCGCUGUGGCACAGUGUCGACCUGGAGGGGGUGACCGAUAUGGGCCCAGCACUGCAGCAGGUGCUGAAGACGGGGGUGCGCAGGUUACGCUGUCCUCGCUCGUUCAUUAACAACCUGCACCUCACGGGGACGUGCACCCUGAAGAUCGCUGAAAUUGACCUGUCCAGCUCCAUCGUCACCGCACCCACCCUCGAGAGCAUCAUCGAUCAAUGCAAUCUGCUCCAGUGUGCCAGUCUGGAGGGCCUGCAGCUCUCUGACAACAUUGUCAAGUUCGUUCUCGCCACUUCGCUACAUACCCUUUUGUUUUGGAUGACCAUCGUGGAUAGGUUACUUUCUAUUGGUCUGGCCCAGAAUCUGCACCUGCGCCAGCUCAACCUGAGCGGUUGCUUCAACUUCUCCGCUGACUCUCUCGCUCACAUGCUACAAUCCUGUUCCAGAAUGGAACAGUUGAACAUAUCGUGGUGCCACUUCAGCAGUAAUCAUGUGAGAAACCUAGUCGGCCACGUGAGCGCCACUGUUACGCACCUCAACCUCAGCGGAUACAGAGACGGCCUCAUACUCGAUGACGUGAAGGUCUUGGUUAAGAGAUGUCCUGGCAUUCGCACAUUAGAUUUGAGUGACAGCACUCAGCUGAUGGCUGACUGCUUCCCCGUGCUCUCUGCGCUCAAGAAUCUGCUGCAUCUGUCCCUGAGCCGCUGCUACCACAUUCACAUCGCCGCCCUCACCGACCUCAGGAAGACGUUCCCCGCGCUGCGGUACCUAGAUGUGUUCGGCCUCGUCAAUGACAGCCACUUGUCCUCGUUGAGGAAGCAAAGCCUUGGCAUUUGCAUCAACUCCUUGCCUUUCUCUGCCAUCGCCCGACCCACGCCCGCCAGCGUCAGUGGCGCCGCCGGCGGCCACAGUAUGUGGAACAAAACAAAUCGCCUGCGGUUCAAGCUAUAGGGGCUUUUAAAUUGGACUCAAAACACCCGUGGAGUGGAGGAGAGAGAGUUUGGCGGUAUCAGCGGUCAACGCUACGAUGUGUUCAACGCGAAGGCCGUUCAGGAAAAUAAGCAAGCUGCUUUUGUGGCUUCAAAAAGCACGUUAAAUCUGUUCAGACGUUAAUGUGUGCAGAAAUGAAAAAACCUUUGCAUGUCUUUCACUAUUUGAUAAUCAGCGUUAAGAUGAUAUUUUUUCCUACAUGGAACUUCAACCGAGGCAUAUGUUGCUCAAACGUGAGGUGUGUGAACACUCAAUUUUCGUACAAUAAAUCAUUGCACUGGAAAUGUGUUCUAUGUCCGGAACUCAACCAGGUUGAUGUCGCUAAACGGGAUAUGUUCCAAAUGGCCAUCAAGUUAGACGUCAUUGUACCUUUUCUCUGUACAUUUCCUGUUUUUUAGCUUCUAUUCAAAUUGAAUUUACAUGUGAAUUUGUCUUCCAUCUGUUAAAGAGUAAAGCACCGAGUGCCAAAA
This is a messenger RNA of Phycodurus eques (leafy seadragon), 1964 nucleotides long. It is a transcript of the gene skp2, whose product is annotated as S-phase kinase-associated protein 2, E3 ubiquitin protein ligase. Lineage: Eukaryota; Metazoa; Chordata; Actinopteri; Syngnathiformes; Syngnathidae. Gene Ontology annotation, molecular function: protein binding. Gene Ontology annotation, cellular component: SCF ubiquitin ligase complex. Gene Ontology annotation, biological process: SCF-dependent proteasomal ubiquitin-dependent protein catabolic process. The transcript has 10 exons. The record is from RefSeq and is a predicted model, not a curated record. The coding region runs from base 1 to 1455 and encodes 484 amino acids.